Molecule: messenger RNA, 867 nt
Organism: Danaus chrysippus (African queen)
Lineage: Eukaryota; Metazoa; Arthropoda; Insecta; Lepidoptera; Nymphalidae
Source: the annotation of a GenBank genome assembly
AUGUCAUCUUCUUCAGAGGAAUCAGAAGAAAUGCCUGUUGAGAGGUUAUACAGUCGUGAAAAUGAUGAUUUAUCAUCAACAGAACCACCAAUGGAGGAAUGGUCUUCACUUAUAUCUAUAAUUCCAAUUAAGAGAUAUAAAACGUUAUUGUAUGAGCAGGGUUUAUUUGAACCAGGCAGCGAAGAAAUUUGCACUAAAUAUGUACCACUGUCAGCGAGUUCCGUAAUGAGACACCCUUAUUACGCAUAUCCGGGAAUAAAAGAUCCGGGUAUCAAGGAAGCGCUCUUGGACCCAGAACCAAGAAAAAUCUAUUCUAUGGAUGGACAAGAACUUUAUUUAGAUUUGUGUGAAGAAAUGAAAAUAAUGCCAGUACGGAGCUUCGUACGAGGUCUGCUCGAAGAAACCAUUGAUUUGAGAUAUUAUGGGGUUAAUCCCGUCGGAGUGCGGGCAAUGAGCAUGGCUCUUAACUGCAACCAGUACGUACGACGGUUGGACUUGACAUCCAAUUUUUUGACCGAAGACGCUUGUUAUCAUCUUGGACAGAUGUUAAGAGAAAAUGUUGUGUUACAAGAGCUGGUGCUUUGUGAAUGCAGGGUCCAAGUAGAAAGUCUCCGUAAAUUGGUGGUGAACUUAUACUCGAGGUCUCUGGAGCUGUUAGAUUUAUCUCGAAACGACUUCGGGGACGAGGGCUUCAAACAUCUGGCUUAUCAGUUAUCUAGGGGGGCAAUUAUGAGAAAGUUAAAUCUAAGCUAUAAUGGCCUGACUUCGGCGUCAGCGUCACUGUUUGCAUCAGCGAUUGAGGGAAACAACUGCAUAACUCAUUUGGAUCUUUCUUGGAACAAAAUGUCGAUACUCAAAGGCAAGUAG